AUGACAGAGGAAGCUGGCAAUUUUAGUCAAUUGGAGGAGGAGCAACCCAACGACAAUUACAAAGUCGCGGCUAAGAAGACGGUCGACGAGUACAAGAAUUUGGACGCGGAGGAUGAGUCACUAGCCAAGUGGAAGGAAUCUUUAGGCUUGCGAUCAGACGUAUUACCUCUGGAGUUUCCUGGUGACAAAAGACGGGUCGUUGUGCAAAAGAUACAGCUGUUGGUGGAUACUGAACCGGAACCAAUUAGUUUUGACUUAACUAACGAAACAACUAUCAAAGAACUAGCCUCGAAACGUCAUAAGGUGAAAGAAAAAUCAACUUACAAAUUGCGCAUUACUUUUAAAGUGCAACAUGAAAUUAUUACUGGCUUAAGGUAUGUCCAGUACAUUAAAAAGGCUGGCAUUGCAGUUGAUAAGAUCGAUGACCACCUGGGCUCCUAUGCGCCAAGCACAAAAUCCAAACCCUUUUAUGAGGUUGAACUUCCAGAAAGUGAAGCUCCUAGCGGGUUUAUUGCCAGGGGUAAUUAUAGCGCUGUGUCCAAGUUCAUCGAUGAUGACAAGACUACCCAUCUUACAUUGAAUUGGGGUGUCGAAAUUACAAAGAGAUGA
Molecule: messenger RNA, 609 nt
Organism: Zygotorulaspora mrakii
Lineage: Eukaryota; Fungi; Ascomycota; Saccharomycetes; Saccharomycetales; Saccharomycetaceae
Gene: RDI1
Product: Rdi1p
Exons: 1
Coding region: 1-609 (202 amino acids)
Biological process (GO): Rho protein signal transduction
Cellular component (GO): cytoplasm; cytosol; membrane
Molecular function (GO): Rho GDP-dissociation inhibitor activity; protein binding
Source: RefSeq, a predicted model, not a curated record